Molecule: messenger RNA, 303 nt
Organism: Aspergillus sclerotioniger CBS 115572
Lineage: Eukaryota; Fungi; Ascomycota; Eurotiomycetes; Eurotiales; Aspergillaceae
Exons: 2
Coding region: 80-262 (60 amino acids)
Source: RefSeq, a predicted model, not a curated record
CAGCGAAAUUUUUUUUGUUCGAUGAUUUCUUUUUCGGUGAUCUGGGCUUGAUUGAUGUAGCGUUUCCGAUUUACGAUCCAUGGGCUGGGGGCUCCGUGAUGUGGUGUUCGUGUUCUAUUUUAGCCUUCCUGCGUGGUUUCUGCUGAAUUACUUACGACUCUGGCUGGUUUAUGAGCGUGGGAACGGCGUCCGGGUGAUUCUCAACAAGAUUCUCAACGAUACAGGGAAUAUCGGGUCGGCUUCCCUUCUGAGUGCGCCAUAGACCAGGGUGGUUUUUGCCUGGGUGCGAUUGAAUUAUUCAAG